CUCUUGAGACUAAAUACAAACACAUGGCCUGACUGUAGAAAGGAUUGAGUGCAUUAUGUCUGUCUUUGCAUAGUUUCAGUUUAUAAAUAAAUAAAUAAGAAUUUAGUUUUUAAUAUACAUUUUCCGGUAUUUGAGAAGAGAAGUGCUCUCUCCUCCUCCUCCUCGAACAACGGCGGGGCGUGGAACUUCGAACUUCAUUCUGAACGUUUAAAUGCUUGCCUUUAUUGUACUUUUCAAGCAGUUGAAAGCAUAAGGGUACAAGAUGACUACCUACACAGACAGAGGUGAAAAGCACGACCAUGGCAAGUUCAUCUGUUUCGACCACAUCACAUUCUGGGUUGGAAAUGCCAAACAGGCAGCAUCUUACUAUUGUAACAAGCUUGGAUUUGAACCAUUGGCCUACCAGGGUUUAGAGACAGGCUGCCGUGAUGUGGUGUCCCAUGUGGUCAAACAAGGCAAGAUUAUUUAUGUAUUCGCGUCCGCCCUCAAUCCUGGAAACAAAGAAAUGGGGGAGCAUUUGGUGAAGCAUGGGGAUGGAGCCAGGGACAUUGCAUUCACUGUGGAGAACUGUGAUUACCUUGUGCAGAAAGCCAGAGAGCGUGGUGCCAUCAUAGUGAAAGAGCCGUAUGUACUGGAGGACAAAUAUGGCAGGGUAAAGCUAGCUGUUCUCCAGACGUAUGGUGACACCACACACACAUUUGUGGAGAGGACAGCCUACAACGGGCUUUUCCUCCCAGGGUUCCAUCCUCCUCUCCACCGGGACCCAUUGUUGGCCAAGCUACCCAAUGGAUUACUGAACUUCAUUGACCAUGUUGUGGGGAACCAGCCGGAUGAUGAGAUGGUGCCUGUGGUGGAAUGGUACCAGAAGAACCUGCUCUUCCACCGGUUCUGGUCGGUGGAUGACAAGCAGCUGCAGACAGAUUUCAGUGCACUGCGCUCCAUCGUUGUGGCCAAUUAUGAAGAGACGGUGAAGAUGCCCAUUAAUGAGCCAGCCAUUGGAAAACGCAAGUCCCAGAUCCAGGAGUAUGUGGAAUACUACGGUGGCCCAGGUGUCCAGCACAUCGCCAUGAACACAUCAGACAUCAUCACCGCAAUCCGUAACCUGAAGGAGCGUGGCAUGGAGUUCAUGUGUGUGCCAGACACCUACUACCAGCUGCUGAGAAAGAAUCUCCAACACUCCCAAGUCAGGAUCACUGAGGACCUGGACAUUCUGGAGGAGCUGAAGAUCUUAGUGGAUUUUGAUGACAAAGGCUACCUACUCCAGAUCUUCACCAAGCCUGUUCAGGACCGUCCCACGGUGUUCCUGGAGGUCAUUCAGAGACACAACCAUCAGGGCUUUGGUGCAGGCAACUUCAAGGCGCUUUUCGAAGCCAUCGAGGCAGACCAGAAUGCUAGAGGGAACUUGACUAUCCUGACCGCUAAUGGUGUGUCUAACCAUAUUUGAAGUGCCCCUCUGAUUUACACAAUUUAUAUAAUGUCCAUCAUAGCUAAAGCUUGCAAAUAAAUGUGUUCAAUGAUAUAGGAGAGCUGUAUCUACAGUAUGUACACACUAUAUAUAAUAUGCAAUUAUGAUUGACAUGGCUUGUGGAGUCAAACAUAAGGAAUGAUUGUUAAUUAUUAGAAUAAUAUAGUGAUACUAAAAGAACAUACUAAAUAUAUUUUACUUGAUGCCAAAUGUUCUAUUUGUUUUUGUGACUGAUCAGAAUCAGAUAUGUUGAUGUACAAUACAGAGCAACCGCAACAGAGCAGACAUCAUUAUACAAUUUGAGCCAGCUAUAUAAUCUGGCAUUAACUGGCUUUUUAUUUUUUUAAAGUGUGACCUACCUCUGUAGUCUUAGCUUUAUAUUGUAUUAUUUGCUUUAUUUCUGAAGAAAAAAAUGCAUAUUUAAUUGAAAGGAGGUAAAAAACCACAACCUAACCAGGAGGGAGGUAAAAAACCACAACCUAACCAGGAGGGAGGUAAUAAACCACAACCUAACCAGGAGGGGGGUAAUAAACCACAACCUAACCAGGAGGGAGGUAAUAAACCACAACCUAACCAGGAGGGAGGUAAUAAACCACAACCUAACCAGGAGGGAGGUAAUAAACCACAACCUAACCAGGAGGGAGGUAAUAAACCACAACCUAACCAGGAGGGGGGUAAAAACCACAACCUAACCAGGAGGGAGGUAAUAAACCACAACCUAACCAGGAGGGAGGUAAUAAACCACAACCUAACCAGGAGGGAGGUAAUAAACCACAACCUAACCAGGAGGGGGGUAAUAAACCACAACCUAACCAGGAGGGAGGUAAUAAACCACAACCUAACCAGGAGGGAGGUAAUAAACCACAACCUAACCAGGAGGGAGGUAAAAAACCACAACCUAACCAGGAGGGAGGUAAUAAACCACAACCUAACCAGGAGGGAGGUAAUAAACCACAACCUAACCAGGAGGGAGGUAA
Coregonus clupeaformis (lake whitefish) is the source of this 2442-nucleotide messenger RNA. RefSeq names its product 4-hydroxyphenylpyruvate dioxygenase-like. The transcript has 15 exons. The record is from RefSeq and is a predicted model, not a curated record. Gene Ontology annotation, molecular function: 4-hydroxyphenylpyruvate dioxygenase activity. Bases 263 to 1444 code for a protein of 393 amino acids. Lineage: Eukaryota; Metazoa; Chordata; Actinopteri; Salmoniformes; Salmonidae. Gene Ontology annotation, biological process: L-tyrosine catabolic process. Gene Ontology annotation, cellular component: Golgi membrane; endoplasmic reticulum membrane.